CUUCCUGCUCUUACCUGAACGAAGAGGCAGCUCUGACUCUCAAGUGUGACCUGAUGUCACGCUCCUGUUUUAUUCCUGGAAGUGUGUCGAUAAAAAGAGGGAAGUAUCCGGGCAUCUCUUCUGCUGGAGCACACCAGGGUCAGCAGAGUUUACUGGGUUGGACUUUCUCUGAGAACUGUGGCAGCAGAACUGGUUCGUUUGUGGACUCCCUCUCGUAAUAGUGGCAAGUCUUCAGGUGUUCCGACAUGGGUGCCAGGUCUCUGAAGCUCCACGAGUCAACAGGUGCAGCGUGAUAGAGCGCCUUGAUGUGGUUGGAAGGAGAAAAUCACAGAGUCAUGAAGGUGCUCCGCCUGCACACUUCAUGACCCACUGUGUCAGGACGUUACCUACCUUCUGCUUCACCCUCCACUUGGCUCCUCCAUGUGAGGAGGGCCUCCUCUCCCACUGCAGGGUCACCAUCCCUCUGUCCUGCAGCUGGGUGGAGCACACCUGCCUCAUGAGCCGCGACACCAGAGCCAGCUGGGACAGAGACAGACUGUCCAGGAAACUGGCCACGUGGCACAGCACCUCGAAGGGCAGCGAGCUCAGAACAUCAUCUCGUCCUCCUCGUCUGAGGCUCACUGUGGUGGAGGGGCACAGUCUGAAGCAGCCCAGCUCCCCACUACAGGUGCAGCCCAGGUAGGCCAGAGGGCAUCGCUGGUGGAACCAGCCGUUCACACACAUCUGGAUGUCACUGUGGAUGUUCCUGCAGCAGAGCGUCGGCGUGUCCACACAGGAAGGUGAAGGCGGAGCUGGCCUUGUGGUGGCGGCUGUUGACGCUCUCUACCUGCAGCUGAAGGUGGAGCUCCAGAGGCUUGCUGGCGUUCAGCCGCCCGUGCUGCCGCCUCCCUCUGAAUGGCUGCUAGUCUCUUCUUCUCCCGCUCCUGCCGCUCCUCCUCUUUCUCCUCCUCACUGAUGCUCAAGACCAGCUCUGGGAAGAGUUUCUUCAUCUUUAAGGAGUGGAAAAGCCGGUCCUGGUCCUUCAGAGCCAUGUCCAAGUCCAGACAGCCCCCGGCUUCUCUAUCGCUGAGAAGGUUUUCAUGCAGAUCUGUGUUGGGAUGAGAGUGAGCGUCGUUGGCCGGCCAGCGGUUCCACUCCAUGGAGCAGGACACCACACUGGCGGGGCACUCCUGGAGGUGAGCUGCCCGGGAGGACCGGGCCAGGUGGAGGGGGCAGCCGUACUCAGCGUUCAGGCACGGCACCCGGACGUUGGGGCACAGCAGCAGGUGGUCCUCCUCUUUACACUGAUGGAACACGGCUCCACAGAGCAGACGGCAGGACACCACCGCACAACACACCGACAUCUCCACCUGAGCUCUGCAGCGGCGGCUGAAGCAGGUGUCGCAGUGGACAUGCUGGCGCCCCCUGGAGGCCCGAGAACGAUGGCUCUGAUGGGACGAGACUGCUGUUUAAAAAUAUGUCCAUAAACAUUGUCAACCUUCGUCACAUAGAUGUUUUCUAUAUGUGUUUGUAAACAAAGUCAGGAGCAUUAGCCGCUCGCAUGUAGCACUGCCAUUAGCUGCUAGCAUUAGCUGCUAAGUCAAACUGACGCUCUUAUAAUUGACCUUUUAAAAGCCAAAACACAUCCAUCAUCUGUCAAGUAUCACGCAGCUGUUUUGUGUCAUGUUUCUCAAUGGAUGUGCAAAACUUUAAAGCUCACUAACAGAGAGUUGCUGUUGGAGAACAUGUCUCAUGCAUAUUACUCAUUGUAGCCUUGAUUUGAUCUUCACUUGAAGCCUAUUUGCCGUCGGUCUGUGGUCAUAUUUGUCUCUCCAGCGAUGUUGCUAUUUUCAUGUGUCGCUAUGAACGGUUUCCCCAGUCACUUUUGAUCCCGUGCUACGGUUUAGUCAAUACACACCAUCCUGCCUGUAACUUCAAACCUGAAAACACCUUGACAAACUUUGCUUUCAACUCACCAUGGCAGUGCGUCGUCCCUCGGCCUCCUCUGCAAGUGAGCCUGUCAGAGUGUGUUAUAAAUAGAGGCGGCAGUCAACAUGCUUCACAGGUGGUCAGACACGAGGUUUAAAUUUCCACUCAUUUCAGCCGCUUAUGUCGCCAUGAUCUCUUUUAUCUGCAUUAUUAAACAUCUGACAGUUGCUUUCAGCCGCAGCAAUCCUCCACCUCCCGUCUGACUAUUGUUGUUAUCAUUGUUACUAUCAUUGUUAUCAAACAAGCACACUGUGAGCAGAAAAUCAAAGCAGACAUCGGAUCAAAAUGAUUGGAGAUCAGCUUGUUUUAUCAUCAGAUGUAGACCAGCUGUUAAAAACUCCCGUGGGCCUCGUGAAGCCAUCUAUUGGACCUUAUUAGGCCCUCAGGCCCGGAGUUUGACACAGAUGGUUUCUAACCUUGUUUACAGUACAGACGCCUAUUUUGUGUGAUAAUCUUUUUGUUUUGAAAUAUUUUUAGAUGAAUUUUCAAGGACACACUCAGGCCUCUUGUGGCCCCAGACCAGGGGAUAGCGUAUCCAGAAAAAUAAAAAUAAAAAAAGAGAGAGAGAUCAUAAGGUUAAAACUCUUUCUUGUUUGUCUCCUCCCUCACAGGUGAUGUGGUGGUGCUGGCUGUAGAGCUUCACGCUGCAGUUUCUCAUCCAUGUCAGACAGCGCCCCCUGCUGCCACGGAGGGAAUAUUACAGCGACAACUGACUCACCCUGGCAGUGUACAGUAAGUGCACCUUUACACAACAUGAUUUCAUCAGGAUAGGAUUGGAGCUGUUUUUCUUUUUCUUUGUCCAUCUGUGGUCAGAUCAGCUGGUAAUGUUCACUACAAGGAGGUCACGUGAUCAGCAUCUGUUAGCUAUAUGUCUCGACAAGAGAUUUGAUCUCCUGCGAAGCAGUGCGUGUUCAGGAGUCGGACAUUCACCAAUGACCUGCUGCAUCACCCCACCCAGGUGCUUUAGCUCCACCCACCUCAGCUGACCCUCUUGUCUCGCUCCGCCGGGUGGUGUUGUCCAGGAGCUGCUCACUGCCUCCCUCAUUUUGGCUGUCAACCCACCCAGAGUGUCUGUCACGGUGUGUGUGUUUGUCAGAGUGUGUUAUAAAUAGAGGCGACACUGCACAUGCUCCACAGCAGGUCAGCGACCAGGUUUAAAUUUCCAGUCAUCCCAGCUGGUUAUGUCGCUGUGGUCUUUGAUUUCUCACUGAUCUGCAUGAUCAAACACAGUUGCUUACAGCCUCAACAAUCCUCCACCUCCAGUCAGAUGCCGACUGUUGCUCACCAUCGUCAGGAACAACGCACACUAUUCCUGACCAGGAAGCAGACAGAGAAAACCAAAGCUCACUUGGGAUCAGAACAAAUAAUGGCCAUCAGCAGUGUUGACACGGCCUGGUGUGUGUAGCAGGGGCUGAACCUGAGGGAGGAGUUUCCCUGCUACUGGACCUUCAGGUCUAAUUUUAACCCAAAAGUUGAAGGAGCGAGCGCAACGUUACAAAAUCAAAGGGCCGCAGACCUGCUGACUGAAGUCUUUGGUUUGGUCUUGACCGCCCUCCCUCUGACCUCAGACCUGCGGGAUGAGUAGGCUGGAAGGUUUGCGACACUCGGGUGAGGCUGGAUCUCAGGAUUCACAUCACAGUACAGGCCCAACUGAAGCUUUCCGAACCCUCAGCCUUCAGUUCGAUGAUGACGGACGGAGAGCGAGAGACCACUGAACAGGCCUUUUGUUUUAAACCCUUGUUUGUUGCUGUCAGAGCAUGUUCUCUCCACAGCAUCGCUUCCUUAUGAACAUUCUUGUCAUGUCCGCACUUUACUCUGCUGUGUUUUCGCUUUGUUUGUGUUCUUUCCGCGUCCCUUCCUUGUGCUUUUAUUUUGUUACUCUCUCUCUCGUUUCCAUUUCCAUUCCACUAUCCCACUUUACAGGCAAACGCAGCUGGCGUUCAUUGUCUCAUCAGUCCUCCCGUGGAUAUAUUCCUCCCACUGCCACUUGGUCGAUUUUUGACUCUUCACGCAGUAACCUCUCUUAGGACUUCCGUGGUAUCUUUGUUCUCUAGUUCUCUAUUAAAUUGUUAAUUUAGUCUCGAUCUUGUGUCAUCUGUCGACCAGUUCCAAUAACACUGGGUCCAUCUGUCCACAAAAGCAUGUCAGUUCUUAUGACGUGUGCCACUGACCUCUGGCCGUGUCACCCUUGUGAAGGAGAUCCUGAUCUCCUGUUUUUAUCUGGUUAAAUACAGACUGGGCAGUGUGGGGCUCCCUGACUGGAGGGAUCGAACCCAACAUCUGGCUUCAGCUGUGCUGCUCCCUCAUUGAACCCUGCUGAAGAUCUGAAAUUUCUACGUGGAUUGUUCAUCUCUCCUUGUGCUUGUUUGCAGGACUGUGUUUGAGCUGACAUGAGCCAUCGUUCUCGGGCCACCAGGGGGCGCCAGCAUGUCCACUGCGACGCUUGCUUCAGCCGCCGCUGCAGAGCUCAGGUGGAGAUGUCGGUGUGUUGUGCGGUGGUGUCCUGCCGUCUGCUCUGUGGAGCCGUGUUCCAUCAGUGUAAAGAGGAGGACCACCUGCUGCUGUGCCCCAACGUCCGGGUGCCGUGUCUGAACGCCGUGUACGGCUGCCCCCUGCACCUGGCCCGCUCCUCCCGGGCAGCUCACCUCCAGGAGUGCCCUGCCAGCGUGGUGUCCUGCUCCAUGGAGUGGCUGCGCUGGUUGGUGGACGACACAAACCCACACAGUGAAAAAGCUCUUCUGGAGAACGUCCUGAAGACCUCAGAGGCACAGCAGGAGGCUUUGGAUCUGGCAGUGACUCUUGUGGACCAGGAGGACCUCUUUGCUCGCCUGAAGAUGAAGCCACUGUACCCUGAGCUGAUGGAGGAGGAGGAAGAGGAGGGGCAGGAGGAGCCUCUGCAGGAGACCACAGAAGAGGUCGUCGUUGACAGUUUCUCUCCAGCUGACACCAAUGAAGAAGUCCACACCUGCAGCUCUGGAGAUCCGAGUCACACCGAAGAACGUGUUCAGAACCAGGUGGGCCGGAGUUCUGGUGCGGCCAAGUCCAACCUGUGUGACAUGAUGUUCAGCAUGGAGAGAGGCGGCUGUGCCGCUGCUCAGGCCAACCAAGACCGCCGCGACAACAGCACCCGAGAGCCGGAGGCCGGCCUGAGCCCGGUCAGCUUGGAACCUGCCACCGGGCCCCGGCAGGACUACAGUAAGACGGGUCAGGCACCGUGGCAGGAGGGCGUGCUGGAGCGUCUGGUCCACGAGCUGAGCCCGCAGGAGUACAACAUGUACGUGGUGCACCACGGCCGCAUGCUGCUGGCUUUCGGGCAGAUCGAGGCCUGCACCCCGCGAGAGAGGGACUUCGUCUACGGCAGCCUGGAGCCCAUCCCAGUCCAGACGCUCCGCUCCUUUAAGGUCCCAGACAGCUACCACUACCGCCACCGGGUGCACCUGUACGACGUGGCUUCCCGAGCCCAGAGUGAGACUCGCAGCGUGGACACGGCCGACCUCGUGGUCCCGGAGGAAGAGCGCUUCAGCGACGAGGCGGCCGCGACUCUGCUGGGCUACGCUGAGAGAGAGGUCAUGGGUCACAAGAUCAGCGAGUGGAAAGGCUCUGAUGGCCUGUACAUGGACGUGGGCACGCAGACGCACUCCUUCCGCUCGGCGCCCUUCAGAAGCAGGACCACCCUGGCGCAGGUGAUGGUGGAGCGGCCGCUGAAGCUGCACCUGCAGCUGCAGGCCGAGAGCGUGAGCAGCAGACACAACCGUGCGAGCAGCGUCUUCACCUUCGUCUGCGGUCACAGCUUCCAGCGCCGGGAGUUUCCCUCACACUGCAGGAACGUUCACUGCGACAUCCAGACGGGCUUGAGCGGGUGGUUCGAGCAGAGGUGCCCCCUGGCGUACCUGGGCUGCACCUACAGCCAGAGGAGGUUCCGACCCGACACACACGACGCCACUGUCACCUACAAUCAGCAGCUGAGGAGUUUCAACCUGCGUCCCCGAGGGCGCGCCUGUGACCCCAGCACCCGGAAAGAUGUUCUGAGCUCGCUGCCCUUCGAGGUGCUGUGCCACAUGGCCAGUUUCCUGGACAGUCUGUCUCUGUCCCAGCUGGCUCUGGUGUCGCGGCUCAUGAGGCAGGUGUGCUCCACCCAGCUGCAGGACAGAGGGAUGGUGACCCUGCAGUGGGAGAGGAGGCCCUCCUCGGGCGGGGAGUGCCGGUGGCGCGCGCGGCCGGUGUGGCAGUUCAGUCGCCUCUUCUCCACGGUGGAUUCCUGGCACAUGCUGGACGCCGCCCCCAUAUCUGCUCACCUCAAAGUGUGUCCCUACUACCAGACUGUCCAGCGCACUCAGCCGGUCCCUCUGGUCUACCCGAGCGGGUCGGAGGAGCGAGUCCAGACCAAGCCCAGUCUGGUCAAGCACUUCUGCAGAUGGCGCUCUAGCCCCGCCUCCUCCCGCCCCCUGCUGGUGCCACCGUCCGUCCGGUGCCGCUCCACGGACCUGCAGCUUGAGAAGGUUAUCAGGAGGUGAUUCCUGCCGCAGACGCCGU
Molecule: messenger RNA, 6501 nt
Organism: Synchiropus splendidus (mandarinfish)
Lineage: Eukaryota; Metazoa; Chordata; Actinopteri; Syngnathiformes; Callionymidae
Product: F-box only protein 40-like
Exons: 14
Coding region: 4359-6482 (707 amino acids)
Cellular component (GO): cytoplasm
Molecular function (GO): ubiquitin protein ligase activity; zinc ion binding; protein binding
Source: RefSeq, a predicted model, not a curated record